AUGUCCCUCCCUAUUCCUGUGACUGAAGACAGAACGCUACAGGGUCGCUGGGUCGAACUUCCAGGGGGUGUCGUGGCAAACAAGCUAGGCACAAGCUCUGUGGUAGCGAUCUUCAACAGGGAACGCGUUUGGGUUUGUAACCUUACCUCAGAUCAGGAUCGUAUCGACCUUGUGAAUGGAAUGUACGAGCAAAGCCGAGUGCUCUUCCACAAUAGGGAGGUGGAAGUGUGGAUUGUGUACGCGGAGCAAAAUUGGGUGCAAGGACAGCGAAUUGUGGCGUUCUUUGAGCAGAGAGUGCCAGCUACUUGUAUCUUCAAGCAGGUAUAUCGCGGGCCAUCUUUCUUGGAAGAAGGUGCUCAGGUUCUCGUAAAGAAGUUGGUGGAUGGGACUGUCGUGGCUGCUGUGGGCCGGCAAGAUGGAGUUGGUUCUCAUGUUCUGCUUCAGGAUAGAACCACUGCGGUGUCAACGGAAAUUGGGAUUCGGUUUGUGUGA
Molecule: messenger RNA, 492 nt
Organism: Penicillium griseofulvum
Lineage: Eukaryota; Fungi; Ascomycota; Eurotiomycetes; Eurotiales; Aspergillaceae
Exons: 1
Coding region: 1-492 (163 amino acids)
Source: RefSeq, a predicted model, not a curated record